AUGGCCUUUUCUUCUGCCAUGUUCAGUGCAGAAGCAGAGAGGAUUCUUGAAAAUGCCAAAGAAAGACUAACUCACAUGGAAGGAAAUCUCUCCAAAGCCCGAAAGUCUAUUGGCCUCUGCCUGUCUGCAACAUCAACAACUGCCAAUGCGACAAAAGCAAACUGUUAUCCCAAGGCAACAUUAGAAGUUGGGCGCCGCGCGCAUUCAAGUCUCGCCGGCACUCUGCUGCACCGACAAUUCUCUGAUGAUUUUAACAACAGCAAUUUGCGGGACGUGCAGGAAUCAAACAACUCGUCCAACUACUCUGGAUCUCCAGGGCGACCCCCGGAAACGGAGGUCAAGCACUACAGACCUUUCAGUGCCCUCGCCUCCGCCAGCGGUUGUACCACGGAGACGGUCAGGACAGGCCCAUCGGAUUGGGGUGAUCUAAAUCGUGACCAUGAACGUUCCCACCGCUUCUCAACAUCCCUACAUCACCCUCAUUUGUCAGCUCUUACGACGAAGGACUGUCGCGAGCCAUUUUCUGCUCGUUCGCAACCAAUAACGCUUACGAGCAAGGCUCGAUUGGCGGACCGAGGCGAGAGGUUGGCUUUUCUAGAAGACUUCAAUAAUCCUUAUGCCUCGAAUCCGCCUUCUCGCAGCCAAUCUCAAUUCGAAAUACGCGGCCUGCAGGAUCAGAUGCACGGUCUGAGAACAAAAUUAUCCACCUUGAAAGAUAAAACUCUUGAAGACCAGACAAGGAGGCAUAGUCUGCAGAACUUCGCGGAAUCUGGAUGCUAUUUCGCCACUCCCGGAUCACCCCAAGAAUUUUCAGAACAGCCAACCGGCGGUGAGGUUGCCAGGUGCAAUGCAGGAACAGAUCAUGAGCAAGAAGAUCCAGCGCUUCUGCAUGUAUCGGAAAAAAACAAAAAUUGCCAGCCAGAAAGCGCCUAUGAUGACGCUCUAUCACCGGACGAAUUCCAGCAAGUUGAUCCAGACGAUUUCGCCGGAACAAUCUCACCUAGAAGUUGGGUUUAUACAAAGAAAACAGAGAAAGUCAGAGAACUUGUACCUAUUCUGCCGGUAGUUGAAACGCUUCCCCAUGAAGAUCGUGUGGAUGCCUUUGAUUAUGAGCGAUUUAUCCUUCACAGUGCCCUUGGCAACUAUGACGGGUCUAAAUCCUGCCGCCAAAGCUAUAGCUCAACUGAAUCUAGGGAAACCACAAAACCUCAUCCUCAUGACAGUGACUACCCAGACUAUGAAACGGCAAAAUACUAUUCCAGCAGUAACAGUUCUAGCCCCGUAUCAACAAUGGUUACUACACUUGGAACAUCAACUGAAGGGAGUGAUCCCGAUGACUCUGAACAACACAGGAGUGAUGACAUCAGCCCUCCACCGUAUUGGAAGUGGGAAAACACUGACUUUAAAAUGAUAGAAGAAGACAUGCCUCCUCGCACACGACUUUCAUCUAUCACAUGCAACCGUUCUCCAUUCCCGGAUCUUGAGAAACACUCUGAAACCGACACCCGUACUGAAAUUAAUUCAGCCUCUGCCGAUAUUUCCAAAACCAACAACCCUCGUUCAACGGCACCUGCCGCUGAUGGCACCUUUUUUCUACUUAAAUCUCUUUUGGAACAUACUGCCGAUAGACCCAAUUGCGAAAUCCAGAACAUGCUUUUCCACGAAGAUGCCAAACUAAUGCGGCUCGUUUUUCAUUCUCUUGGUCGUGUUGGCCUUCAAUUAGGUAGUGCUUCGGCUGCUAGUAAAGCACAUUGUGAUGAGGCAACCGCUAGUCUACUAAGGAAUCGACUAGAUACUGCACUCCGUGUUUUGGAGGGCGAACUUGAUAUUUAA
Molecule: messenger RNA, 1833 nt
Organism: Uncinocarpus reesii 1704
Lineage: Eukaryota; Fungi; Ascomycota; Eurotiomycetes; Onygenales; Onygenaceae
Exons: 3
Coding region: 1-1833 (610 amino acids)
Source: RefSeq, a predicted model, not a curated record